Molecule: messenger RNA, 4293 nt
Organism: Branchiostoma floridae (Florida lancelet)
Lineage: Eukaryota; Metazoa; Chordata; Leptocardii; Amphioxiformes; Branchiostomatidae
Product: rho GTPase-activating protein 32-like
Biological process (GO): small GTPase-mediated signal transduction
Molecular function (GO): phosphatidylinositol binding; protein binding; GTPase activator activity
Source: RefSeq, a predicted model, not a curated record
GUGUUCCGACGUCACGUGACCAGCAGGCAUAAACAAAAUGGCUGCCCAUGUUAGCGAUGUUGUCAUUCAUUUGCACCAAAUUUUCUCUUGAAUCUCACUGCAAAAUGGAAGCUGAAGAGGCUACGCUUUGCUGACAGAGACACAGUUAACACUGUUAAAGACGGCCAGAGGGUCAACACAGCAGGUCACCACGUGUGGGCCGGAGCUUGACCCAUGGAGCCGGACGGACAAGUGAACACCAGGCCGCCUCCGGCCGCAGUCGGCCCCCAGCGCGAGAGAGCUGGCUCUGAUGCAGUAGAUGGAAGUCCUCAAAGAUGCAGCGUCACAGUUCCUCGGCCAACAUCUAUAAAAGUCAAGACGAUAAAACGGAUCCAUGAAGGCAAUAUCAGAUUCCCCAAAAUAGAGGACUGUGCACACUUCCACUAUGAGUAUGUGGACAUUGGCCAACUACAGGUUGCUAUGGGAGAUGAGAGUCCAGACUCCCUGAAGCACAACGGUGUUCCAGAGCCUCACAAGGACACGCUGUACCUGGUCUCUGUGGAAUGUCAGUUGGACAACAGAGGAAACCAUCUGAUUGCACGAGACGAGUGCGCCAUUAACGUUCCCGCGGUCGCUGCUGCACACGUCAUCAAAAGAUACGCGGCUCAGGCGUCCGACGAAAUUUCACUCGAGGUGGGAGAUAUUGUAUCUGUUAUUGACAUGCCACCCACACACGAGACCUUAUGGUGGAGAGGGAAGAAAGGAUUUGAGGUUGGCUUCUUUCCCAGCCAAUGUGUUGAGGUGAUCAGUGACAAGGUUCCCCCCUCUUUCAACGUUCCCACACGGAGAACCAUCAAACCAGCCCCCCGUCCCCGGUCCUGGGCAGCACCUGCGCCUGCUCCCAGCUACCCAUACUUUUGGGAGGAAGGCACUAGUACCGGUACUCCAGGACCCAGAAAGAAGGUGUCCAAGAAGCACGGAAAGCUCAUCACGUUUCUGCGGUCGUUCCUGGCGACGCGCCCAUCGCGCCGGCUGCUGCAGCAGACAGGAAUCCUGCGGGAGCGAGUGUUCGGCUGCGACCUGGGGGAGUACCUGCUGCGCUGUGGGGUGGACGUGCCCCCCGUGCUGGCGUGCUGUUCAGAGUUCAUAGAGAAGUAUGGCAUCAUAGACGGCGUGUAUAGACUGUCGGGCGUGGCCUCCAACAUCCACAAGCUGCGGGCGGAGUUUGACAUGGAGACAGAACCGGACCUGUCCAAGGACUGCUACAGACAGGACAUCCACUGUGUCGGCUCCCUGCUCAAGAUGUACUUCCGCGAGCUGCCCAACCCUCUACUCACCUACCAACUCUACAACAAGUUUGCUGAAGCCAUAGACAACAAGGAGACCAGGUUUCAGAAGAUCCAUGAUGUCAUCCAAAAACUUCCCCCACCACACUAUAGAACCCUGAAGUACCUGAUGGAACACCUGUCUCAUGUGGCCACCUUCAGCGACAGGACAGGCAUGCAUUCCAAGAACCUGGCUAUUGUGUGGGCCCCCAACCUUCUCAGGUCAAAGGAGAUCGAGUCUGGAGCAGCAGCACUGAUGGAGAUCCGUGUCCAGUCUGUGGUGAUCGAGUUCCUGAUUCACCACGUGGACCUGCUCUUCAGCAACAAGCUGGCGGGGACACUGCUGGGGGCACCCUCUGAAGAUGCACUGAAGCCAGCUCGGCGGCCCAAGUCGCUGGUACUGUCCACCCCCACCAAGCUGCUGUCCCUGGAGGAGGCCCAGGCCCGCACCACCACAGGCUCCCUCCCCUCCCAGGGGUUCAUCGAGGUGGGAGGGGGGCCAGCCAACCUGCCGCAGUACCACGCUAUCAUCGACCUCCCUGAGGGUUUUCUCUCAAGGUCUCGCGACUUGCCAGCCUACUCUCGUAGGUGGUCCCUGUCUCUCCCAACAAAGUACAACACCAUUCUGGGGAUAUGGGGUAGAAACAAAGAUCGCAGGAGGACAAACUCAGACAAGUACAACAAGAGUAAGAAAUCGCCCCGUGGUUGGAGGUCCAUCUUUGCGAAGGAGACCAAGGAGAAGGCCGUGACCGACGGCACAAAACGGAAGAUCGAGAUCGAGAGGGUGGUCCCCCCUGAGUCCAGACUGUUCCCGGGGCAGACUGACAGGGCCGGGCUGUCCCCGUGCCGUAGCGAGGAGUCUAUUCCGUUCGCUCUGGGCAGCAUGGCGAGGGAGGAGGCACCUGAGCCUAAAAGUCUGCAGCCUGUGCGCAAGCCUGUCCUCCCUGUGUCCACCAGCUCCUCCAGUAAUGGCAUGCCCCCCUCCCCAGACUACCUGAAGAAAGCCACUUCACACGAUUCCUUCUUCGACCUGCCUCCAGCCACACUGGCCCCCACCUCCAGCCCAGAGGAGGAGGAGGAGAACCCUGAUAUGAGACCUGACAGGAACCCAGAUGUGAGACCUGAAGGGAACCCUGAUAUGAGACCUGCUGAAUACACCCCAACACCUGUACCGAGAACCAGGAGCCACACUCUCCCCUCCUCCCUGGAGAUGGACUAUUCCAAGGGCCCAGCAGUCUCCCCUCAGAGUCCUCCCUUCAUCGAUGUCAGCCCAGACUGUUUCCUCCCGUCCGAGCCACAGCACAGCAGUCCAUACUUGGGACACCAGCAUCCUGCCAGGCAGGAAGACAUCAAAGCGGUGAAACUCAGGCACCCCUCUGCUCCCAUCUCAAUAGCUCGGCCCAGAGACAGAGACUCGCAGUCGCUAACAAACUACCCUGUGUCAAGGUCACUUUCUCCAGUCCGAGAAGUAAAGCCCAUUAGUGUGACGCCACCCGGUACCGAGUUUGUCCCCCCGAAGAUGCUGAGAAGUGUAAGUGACUGCCAUGCCCAGCUCCUCAGCAGCCCAAGAAGGCAGUCCUUUCGAAAAUCCUUCACAGAGGGCCUCCCGGAAAACCACAAGACAAGCGGCCAGGAGGCUGAAUCGGACACAAAUGCUUUCCACCCUGGAAGAGCUGUCCCAUCACAGGGUUCCAAUUUUUCCAAUUCUAUGACCAGACAGAAAGAGGAGUUUAGGAAAAUUCCUCUGUCGGCGUUCAACACCAAUUCCAAUGCCUCCUCCUCCAUGAGACAUUCGUACACCACUGCCCACAGACCAGAGACUGAUCACAGCAACAUUGUGUAUGUGGAGGGGCGCUUCUACCAGGUUCAUGGACGGAGUGUCAGCAUGCCUGCACCAGUGUGUCAAACUUCGUUACCUACAUUUGCACAUAGGGAAGGUGAGAGGCACCCUCCCCCUGUACCCCACCGCCCGUCCCACACAGACACUUCUGCGCAAGCCCCUCUCUACCCCAGGCCCCACCCGCAGUAUCCUGCCGACACCGCCAAUUACCCCAGGUCCCACCAGCAGUAUCCUGCCGACGGCGCCAAUUACCCCAGGCCGCACCACCUAGCCCAAUCUGCUAACUAUGAAAACCUGUUGAGUGGCAGGCCAGAGUCAGACCCAAGGACUUCUGCACAGAGUGACAGACAUGCUGUCCUGUCAACCUAUGAUAACCUGGAUUGGUGCUCUGUUACCAUGCAGCAGGAUGAUGGUGGUGUUUAUGGUCAGCACAUGGGAGAGGGUCGUGUCUAUGGUCGGCACACGUCUGAUGGUGGUGUCUACGGUCGUGAUGGCCCCUAUACUGGAGCAGAGAGUGAAGCCAGCACUCCUCAAACGCUCACGCCUACAAACUGAUGCAGCCCUGUAAAGCAACGUCUUCAGUUGGGUUGGACUGACGACCACUUUCUUAGUAUCAAAGGAAACAUAUAGCAAUUCUUGUAUAGCAACGCUUUUGAGCAAGUGUAGAAGACCAGCUGUGGUUUUUGUUAUGUAAAAGAGAUUCAUUCUUUACAGCCCAGGGCAUUUCAAUUUUGAUUGUCCUGGCUGCCUUUUGGUGACACUAUACUUUUAUUACCUGUUGUGCUUUAUUUUUUACAUUCAGUGAGCAAAGAAAUUGUUUAGCCAGUAGCAUGUAGGGUCAAGCUUUGGAGCUCAUUUAAGAAGGCAGCCUUUUGUAGAAACAAGGGAAGGCAAACCGUAUAUAGCUGAAGUGUAGCAAACAUUAUGUCCUCGUCACGUACAGUGUAAUGAUCCAUUCCUCAAGUAAAGUUGUAAAUAAUAAAAGCCUGAUAUGAAGACAAACGUCUUCACCAUUUGUGGAGAAGAAAAUUCUGUGGAAACAUCUACAAAGUAGUGCGAAGUAAGUGCAUGUCAAGAAGAAAAAUCUUCUUUCUUUCAUGAGAAUUCAAGAAAAGUUGACGAUGAAGUUUUCUUGAUGAUAUGUAGUGG